Messenger RNA from Lytechinus variegatus (green sea urchin), 2282 nucleotides. RefSeq names its product popeye domain-containing protein 3-like. The transcript is spliced from 5 exons. The coding region runs from base 491 to 1687 and encodes 398 amino acids. Gene Ontology annotation, molecular function: cAMP binding. Gene Ontology annotation, cellular component: sarcolemma. NCBI's taxonomy places the organism in Eukaryota, Metazoa, Echinodermata, Echinoidea, Temnopleuroida, Toxopneustidae. The record is from RefSeq and is a predicted model, not a curated record.
UACACAAUAUAUACUCCUCGCAUAGCGCGCAUUCUUCGAGUGCCUUUCAAGCCGAAGCGAAAACGAAAAAAACCGCGGGUUUUCAAUGUCGUCUGCAAUGAAAGGAAGCUCGUUUGUGGACACACGGAUAUACUGUAUAGGAUAUGUGGAUACACAACUUACAUUUUGAAAGGAUUUUCAUGGUUUUCAAAGCACUACUACGCAUUUUGGGAAUAAAGUUAGUAAAUUCAGAUGAGAAGUACCAGUUUUGGGGUUGAAACGACACUAUUUAUCACCAACCAAUUUGCACACGGCUAUUGACUUACAGCGCAUACUCAGUAUUAGGAAGGAUAACAAGGAGAAGUGAGGGAAGUCUGGCGACGAGAUUUAUCAGCAUGUGCCUCUACAACCUUUUUGGAUUCCUUAGAUGAGACAAACUCUUCCAGAAGCUACGGCCUUCAGCUACACGGUCCAGAACCAAACACAUUAACGCCUUACCGCAGUAGCCAACAUGCAGAACAACGGGUCGGACCCUGUUAUAGAUCCCGAUGCCGGUUGCGAUGACAUGUUCUUGCCGCAGCACUCGGUCUACCAACUCGGAUCGUUCAUACUCUUCAAUGGGUUCCUGGUACCGCCGAACGUUGGUAUAGCCCAGGCCCUGUGGCUCAGAUCGGCUUUGGUGAUUGGUGGGUUCUGCUACGUACUCUGGUCCGGAGCCGUUCUAUGUUGGCCCGAUGCUUUCGGCUGGAACAUGGCAUCGUUGUUGAUCAACCUAGCUCACCUUCUGUACCUUAUCUACCUCGUGUACCCGACUAACUUUGAAGAAGAGAUCGAGAAGGUGUAUGAAACCCACUUUAAACCGUUCAAUAUUACCAAGAAAGAAUUUAAGAAGAUUUUAGACUGCGACGGAGAAAUUUAUGAGCUAGAUGCAACCGGACGGUACGCGAUGGAGAACAAAUCGAGAACAGAUAGACAGAUAGCCAUGCUUCUAACAGGAAGAAUGAUCGUUUCCGCUGGAGGCCAAUUUCUGCACUAUAUCCAUCCAACGCAGUUCCUGGAUUCCCCCGAAUGGGAGGCUAGCAGCGAUGGAACAAAGAGUAAAUUUCAGGUGACGAUCACGGCAGACGUCGACUGCCGGUACAUCCAGUGGCGACGUCGCAAGCUUGAGAACUUCCUCCGCCGCGAGCCCUUCCUUCGAUCCGUCUUCGAGACGACCAUCGGGAAGGACAUCACCAAGAAGCUCUACGGCAUCGAUGAGCCCAUGGAACAACCCAUAACACCAGCACGCAUUGACAAGGAAGCCGUCGAAGCCAGCGAGAAUGACGUCGCCCAAUCUUCCGGUGCUGACCCAGUCCUCGAGACGGGCGACAACGACUCCCAGGAGCUACUUCAACACAAAUGGGAGAGGGUAAUAUCCGAAGACGACGACUCCAGCACCCAUCAGCACCCAGGUCAGGUCAGGGAAGGUGCAGGGCUAGGAAGUGGAGGGCCGGGUGGACCAUUGCAGGGGCGUCUCAGCAUCCCCGCUAGCCAUGACGGCACGAGUUCCGACGUCAGCGUCAAGUCCGCCCGGUCGAUCGUCGAUAUACGGGCCAGUAUAGCUUCGGGGAGAGGGGCGGCCGACUUCGGGUCGAGGCGAUCGCAGCGGUUAGGAAGUUCACCCGAUGCGCAGUCCGGAGGAGAUGGGUCAUGGUGGCCAUUCUUCUGAGGGUCUGUCGAGGAUCGUCACCCCCGGGUGACUCCUAAGUCUCAUCCUCCAACAGUGGUGAAUUGAUCGUUUGAUCAGCGCGAGAGUACGCGGUCCGUCCGACCUCUUGAAGACGCAGGAAACUCAUAACUUAUGAAUGUCAUGAUGCCAUAUCCGGGGGGUUUUGUUCAGGAGACGCUGUCGACUUGGGCAAUCACUCUAAUAAAAGGGGGUUCAACUUUUUAACUUUAACCACUGUCACAGGGGGAGUGAUUGGAACAAGUCGAGUACUAUUGAAAUGUGUUUUUUUUGUAAUAGAGGCUAAAAUGAGAGUUGAAAUUCGGUAUAAGGAAAAGUGUUAGGAGUAAAGAAUUUAUCAUUUUUACAAAGAUGAGGAAAAUAUUUUUGUUUGCUUCUCUCUUUCGCCACUUAUUGAAAAACUUUCGCUAUAACCCAUGUUGUGCCACAACUCCCCCCCCCCCUUGGAAGAAAUCUUGCGUUCAGCUUUAACAUGUCAUUCUUUUAUUGCAUUAAAGAAAGUGUGAUUAUAUAUGAAUGUUUGCAGUGAAAAAAAAAUCCUUUUCAGGCCGUUUGGUAAUGUUAAUUGGCAGUUUCU